Panonychus citri (citrus red mite) is the source of this 1860-nucleotide messenger RNA. RefSeq names its product NAD kinase 2, mitochondrial-like. Gene Ontology annotation, biological process: NADP+ biosynthetic process; NAD+ metabolic process. The record is from RefSeq and is a predicted model, not a curated record. Gene Ontology annotation, molecular function: NAD+ kinase activity. NCBI's taxonomy places the organism in Eukaryota, Metazoa, Arthropoda, Arachnida, Trombidiformes, Tetranychidae. Gene Ontology annotation, cellular component: mitochondrion.
AACAUUUUUGUUUACCUUUUAAAUUGAAUUUAAAUUGAUUACAAUUAACAUUUAAUCGAUAAUUGUGUCAACUGAUUGAAGAUAUCGAAACUGUUUUUCUAACAAUUUAACUCUAAGUUUAGUGAUUAAUCAAUCAAUCUGAUUUAAGUUAAUUGUUUCAACCUGUUGUGUUCGGAUUCUGUGAUAUUUAAUUUUAAUUUUUUUUGCUGCUAAAAAAUUGCUUCUAAUUGUUUGAUAAAAUCAAUAUUGUAAUCAAUUCUCUUUGAUUCUAUUAAUAACUAGAAAUUACAAAUACUAUCAAAGAAUUUAGCUUUCAUGUCACAAUAAUCAAAUCACUAUGUUCUACUUGAAUGAAAAGCAUGAAUCACAUAUCAUCACAAUAUCGUCCAUGGAAAUUUAUUAUUCUAUCAUCAAGUUAUCGUAAAUCAAUCUGUGAUUAUCUUACCUGUAACAAACCUGUUAAGUGCAAUUACAUGUCAACAAUAACCAGAAAUAUUACACCAAACAGCCAACCAAAAAUGGAAGGUGAUACAUUCCAAGCUAAGAGAGCAUUGAUUUUGACUAAAUUCUCAAGAUAUGAAUUUGAGAAAAGAACCAAUCCUAAUUUAAGUGAAGAGCAAUUGAUUGAUAAGCUUAAAGCUCGUGGAUCAGAUUAUACCAAUUUACUUCACCAUCAUCGGAUUCACCGAACCUCAAGAGAUAAAUUGAAAACUGCUCUUGAAAAAAGGGGACUUGAGGUUAGAAUGGUUAACCGUUUGGAAUAUAAUAAACCAAAUAUUGACUGGGCCGAUGUAAUAUUUACUUCAGGAGGUGAUGGUACUUUUCUUAUGGCUGCAAGUCACAUAAAUAAUUCAGCGAAACCAAUAAUUGGUAUUAAUAGUGACCCAUCUCGAUCGGUUGGACAUCUUUGUCUACCUGUCCAAUAUUCAAAUGAUUUAGAGUUAAUGUUAGAUAAAUUAUAUUCUCGUUCAUUUAAAUGGUUUUACCGGCAAAGAAUACGUGUUGUUUUAGAGGGUGUUAAUGCAGAAGAUGAUCCAAUUGAGUUACACAAUCAACAGUUAAUGUACCCUGAAUAUCGUUACCUGGAAUCUGAUGAGAAAAUCAUCUCUGAUCACUCUAGUAAUCCAGGUAGAGUCUCUCCGUUACCUUGUGCAACUUCACCAGUUUCUUCAUCAACAACAUCACCAAAUUGACUCACACUGGUAAAAGUACCAAAAAAUUCAAAGGUUCACAUAAAUAAAACUCGAACUUUACCCGUUCGCGCACUGAAUGAGUGUUUCGUUGGAGAAAGUUGCUCGUCUAGAGUUUCCUAUUGCGAGUUUUCCGUUGAUGGUUUACCAAGAUAUAAAUUUAAAAGCUCAGGAGUGACAAUUUGUACCGGAACUGGUUCAACUUCCUGGUCUUUCAACAUCAAUCGUUUAACCGUUCAAAGUGUUAAAAGAUUAUUUCAAAUUGUCCAAGAAGAAACUGGACAGAAUAUUGCCUCUAAUGAGGAAACAAUUAAAUUGAUCACCAAACGCUUCAAUGAUUCCCUAAUUUUUGACGCUUCGAAACCUGUAAUGGCCUAUUCGGUUCGUGAUCCCAUAGUGACAGGUUCUAAUGAUGAUUAUACUCGAGGAUUUGCUUCAAAAAUUGAAAUACGAUCACGAAUGUUUGAUGCUUGCGUUGUUAUCGACGGUGGCCUUUCAUACAGAUUUAACGAUGGGACAAUCGCUAAAUUUGAAAUACACGAAGAAGAUGCUCUUAAAACAGUCCAACUUUUUCCUUGUAACAAACAAGAGAACACAAAACAAUGACACUUAAAAUAUCACAGAUAUUAAUCACAAUUUCCAUUAAAACUUUUUUGUUUAUUAGCUCAAA